Equus caballus (horse) is the source of this 6840-nucleotide messenger RNA. RefSeq names its product oligophrenin 1 (gene OPHN1). The record is from RefSeq and is a predicted model, not a curated record. Gene Ontology annotation, cellular component: actin cytoskeleton; dendritic spine; terminal bouton. NCBI's taxonomy places the organism in Eukaryota, Metazoa, Chordata, Mammalia, Perissodactyla, Equidae. Gene Ontology annotation, biological process: synaptic vesicle endocytosis; regulation of synaptic transmission, glutamatergic; signal transduction. Gene Ontology annotation, molecular function: GTPase activator activity; protein binding.
GCAAGGAAGACAGUAGAAGAAGGAGCCCGAGUGCUUUGGCUCCGUACAAGGGCUUCGCUGGGGCGGGGCCGAGGCGCUGGCUUUAAGAAGGGGGAGGGGACAGUGCAACCAGGGUUGCCCGCGGAUUUCAGCAAAGGAAACCUUCAUCUAGUUCGGGAGCGAGGAGCUAGGAGAGGAGGCUCCCCCGCCUACGCCCUGGGCAGGCCGAAGUGUCACGUUUGCAAUUGCUCGGGAAGGAUCCGGCUGGUCUCCAGAGGCGAGCCGGGCUGCGGUUUCUGCUGCCUGUCAGGGGAGGCGAUGCCUAGGGGGCAUGCUGCUUGCUAGGCAGCACCCCGCCGGGAUCCGACUGCGUUAGUUAGCUCUCCCUGUCACCUGAAGUAAUCGCCGGGCCACUCGUUUCCGGUACAGACCAGCCAGCUCUCCCCAGGAAUCUCAUCGGAACAGAACCAUGGGGCAUCCCCCGCUGGAGUUCAGCGACUGCUACCUGGACAGCCCCGAUUUCCGUGAGAGGCUCAAGUGCUACGAGCAGGAGCUGGAGAGGACCAAUAAAUUCAUCAAAGACGUGAUCAAAGAUGGCAACGCGCUUAUCAGCGCAAUGAGAAAUUAUUCCUCAGCUGUUCAGAAAUUUUCACAGACGCUGCAGUCCUUUCAGUUUGAUUUCAUUGGAGACACUCUGACUGAUGAUGAAAUUAACAUUGCUGAAUCCUUCAAGGAAUUUGCUGAAUUGCUCAAUGAAGUAGAAAAUGAGAGGAUGAUGAUGGUACAUAAUGCUAGUGAUUUGCUGAUCAAACCCCUGGAAAAUUUCCGGAAGGAGCAAAUAGGCUUCACCAAGGAGCGGAAAAAGAAAUUUGAAAAGGAUGGCGAGAGGUUUUAUUCCUUGCUGGAUCGGCACCUACAUCUGUCUUCCAAAAAGAAAGAAUCUCAGUUACAAGAGGCAGAUCUCCAGGUGGACAAGGAGAGGCACAAUUUCUUCGAGUCCUCCCUUGAUUAUGUUUAUCAAAUCCAGGAAGUUCAGGAGUCCAAGAAGUUCAAUAUUGUGGAGCCAGUCUUGGCCUUUCUUCAUAGCCUCUUCAUUUCCAACAGCUUGACUGUAGAGCUCACACAGGAUUUCCUCCCAUACAAACAGCAGCUCCAGCUCAGUUUGCAGAAUACAAGAAAUCAUUUCUCCAGUACCCGGGAAGAGAUGGAAGAACUUAAGAAAAGAAUGAAAGAAGCUCCCCAGACGUGCAAACUUCCAGGACAGCCUACCAUUGAAGGCUAUCUCUAUACGCAAGAGAAAUGGGCUUUGGGAAUAUCCUGGGUGAAAUACUACUGCCAGUAUGAGAAAGAGACCAAAACGCUCACCAUGACACCUAUGGAGCAGAAGCCAGGCGCUAAGCAGGGUCCCUUGGACUUAACCCUGAAGUACUGCGUGAGAAGGAAGACGGAGUCUAUUGACAAGCGGUUCUGUUUUGAUAUAGAAACUAAUGAAAGGCCUGGAACCAUCACUCUGCAGGCCCUUUCAGAAGCUAACAGAAGGCUAUGGAUGGAGGCCAUGGAUGGGAAAGAACCUAUCUACCACAGCCCCAUAACAAAACAGGAAGAAAUGGAGCUGAAUGAAGUGGGGUUCAAGUUUGUUAGGAAGUGCAUCAAUGUCAUUGAGAGCAAAGGGAUCAAGACAGAGGGAUUGUACCGUACCGUGGGCAGCAAUAUUCAGGUUCAGAAGCUGCUGAAUGCCUUUUUUGAUCCUAAAUGCCCAGGAGAUGUUGAUUUUCAUGAUAGUGACUGGGACAUUAAGACAAUCACCAGCUCCUUGAAAUUCUACCUCAGGAAUCUUUCUGAACCUGUCAUGACUUACAGACUUCACAAAGAGCUGGUCUCUGCUGCCAAGUCUGACAACCUGGAUUACCGGCUGGGAGCUAUUCACUCCCUGGUAUAUAAACUACCAGAAAAGAACCGAGAGAUGCUGGAACUUCUUAUAAGACACUUGGUCAAUGUGUGUGAGUACAGCAAAGAGAAUCUUAUGACUCCCUCCAACAUGGGGGUGAUCUUUGGGCCUACUCUGAUGAGAGCUCAGGAGGACACUGUGGCUGCCAUGAUGAACAUCAAAUUCCAAAACAUUGUGGUAGAAAUCCUAAUCGAGCACUUCGUCAAGAUCUAUUCAGGUCCACCUGAGGAAAGUGCUGCACCCCCAGUGCCUCCGCCUCGAGUGACAGCAAGAAGGCACAAACCAAUCACGAUUUCAAAGCGCUUGCUGCGGGAAAGGACAGUUUUCUAUACUUCUUCCCUGGAUGAAAGUGAAGAUGAAAUCCAACAUCAAACACCCAACGGUACUAUCACCAGCACUAUAGACCCCCCCAAGCUGCCACAAUACCCUAAGCUGCCUAUUCAGAGGAAUGGGGAAACUGAUCCUGGGAGGAAGUCUCCAAGCAAGCCUGUUGCAGAUGGCAAGCUGGAGUCCUGCCCUGAGGUGGAUGUGGGGAAAUUGGUGUCUAGACUGCAGGAUGGAGGGACCAAGGCCAUACCAAAGACCACCAAUGGACCUGUGCCAGGCUUUGGGCCCACCAAAGCCCCCACUUUCCACAUAAAGAGACCAGCUCCUCGGCCCCUGGUUCACCCCAAGGAGGGAGACUCUGAUAGUUUCAGCAAGGUGCGGCCUCCAGGAGACAAGCCAACCAUCAUCCGUCCCCCAGUGAGGCCUCCAGACCCUCCCUGCCGGGUAGCUGCUCCUCAGAAGCCAGAACCAAAGCCAGACAUUGUGGCUGGCAAUGCAGGGGAAAUCCCAUCAUCUGUGGUGGCUUCCAGGACCAGGUUCUUUGAAACAGCUUCCCGGAAAACAGGAAGUUCUCAAGGAAGACUUCCUGGAGAUGAGAGUUGAGGCCUCAGGUUUUAAAAGCCUUGGCCUCAGAAGACCCUUUGCAGGUUCUGAAAGGGUCUUCCUCAAACCUUUGUGUGCUGAGUCAUUUUGUGCUGAAGAGCUGCAGCUUCCUGGCCCUGAACCUUGAGGCUCUGGGAUGCUAUAAAAUAAGGGGCGCAUGUCCCAGACACAGGUUUAUAUUUCCUUUGUAUUCUGUCUUCAUUCCCUCAGCUCCUGUAAGACUGUGAAUGGCUGAACUCCCUCAAGCCAGACUGCAGAAACCAGGCUAUCCAUUGACCUGAGUUGAAGAAGGGAGCUCAGUUUUCAACUCUUCUCUGAACUUCCUGCCUCCUCAAAAGACCAUCGAACUCUGAAAGAUUUGGGGCUGAAGACUGAUCUCAGAGGUCAUACCCUGCACUAAAAGCUACUGGAGUUGGGGCUAUUGUUUAUUCUGGAAGCAGGGGAGUAGGAACAUUUGCUGAACGUUGGAGAAUCUUAACAUGUCUCUUACUGGGAAUAUGGACCCUGGUCCCAGGUCGGAGCUCUGGCACUACAACGUAUUGCCAAGAACCUGUCUGCUCCUGUGGGAACAGACAGAAUGGCUGAUGACUGCACAACCCCUCCAGGUGGAUCAGGAAGAUGGUCUUCCUGCUCUUGCAUACAGCCACUUAGGACAAAUCUGCAAAGCAUGUUUGGCAUGCCAAAGCCUAGGUCUGUUUGAAUUACUCUUCUUUCUGCUUUCUCCUGACAGCUUCCUUUCCAAGCAGUCAAGAGAGAAACAAAAGCUGAAAACAGUUCUUUUAUAAAGGCAGACUGUUUUUGUCCUGUAGGAGUUCCAUUUUUGGGUCAAAUGCUGGGAAAAAUUGUUAAGAUGGAUUGAGGCCAGGCAGAUGUCACUGUUGCAUCAUGCUUGCCUUCUACAGAUAAGCUCUUUUAUCUCCUGAAAGCAGCAGUUCUUAACCCAGUGUCCAGGGAUUCAGGAACUUCAUGAAGCCUCUGAAAUGGUAUGCAGAAUUCCACAACAAUGUGCCUUUUCUGGGGAGAUGGUCCAUAACAUUCUACUGAAUUUCAAACGGGCCUAUGACCCAAUAAAGGUGAAGAACCACAGUCUUCAAGAUAAAAACCUCUUUUUAUAACCCAUAAAGUAUGUGAUUGGAAGGGCCUUUCAGAAUAACUUAGUCUAACACCCUAGUUUACCAUUGGGGAAACUGCGGCAGAACAAGUUAGCGACCAUGCCUGAACAAGAUAAGAUCUCAGGUCCCUGGGCUCCUACACAAGGUUCUUUCCAUUAUACUACACUUAUCUAGCAAGGGGACUUAUAAUUGGUGGCUCUGGUGGUCAUCAUUUUGGGAGUUUUGCUUUUGCCCUCUUUCUUGAGUCUCACAUAUUUGCCACCAAAUGGAAAAUUUCCAGACAUCAACUCCUGGUUUUCCUCAUUUGCUGUCUCAAUCAUUGGAAAGAAACUACAACACAAUGGGUGUAGUGAGUCAGAAAUCUGAGUAGACAUUUCUGAUUCUUGUUUGUUGAAGGGAAGCUGCUAGAGAAGGUGUCAUUGCUUGUGUUCCCAUGCAGAAGCCUGGGCCAUAGCCUGUCUUUAGGGUCUGUGUAAUUAUAAUAUGGCCCAGUGUGAGAAAGAGGGCUUUCCUACUUGGACCCUUCUAGCAAGGCCCUGCUAGUGCACUGACUAUAGCCCUGAGAGAAGUGUAGACAUAGAGGGGGGAGAUGAGGGAGAUGGAGGGGGAGAUGGAAGAAGGGAAAGAUAAAGAAAGAGAGAGAAUGCACACAUGCGAAAACCAACUCUGAGAUGCCUUUGGGAUAGUGUCACUGAAAGGCAGUAGUCACUUUCAAGACUGAACUCUAAACAUGGUUUAUUAGUGAGUUAGUAACAUGUAGGCUAAACACACUGAGAGCCUUGUGUAAGUAAUUGAGUGGAAACUUGAUGCCAUUCUCAAUCAAGACAUGCCCAGCUGGCCUCAUUGAACUCUCUCAGCUCUACUCAGUCUCAAAGGCAAAGUUGCCAAGAAACCAGGAGCAAGAGAGCCAAGUGGCCACCAUUCUACCUGCUGCUGAGGCCCAAAGGGAAUCUCUGUGAGGCCCUCCUGGCUUCACCCAGGAAGUGCUCAUUGAGCCAUGGUCUCAGAGCUGUGGCCUCUCUGCUCUGUCCCAUGAGAUGACUAACUAAAGCAAGAAGGUGUGCAGAUUUUGGGCACAGAAGCAGUGGCCAAUGGGGCUUCAGUACCUUUGAAGAUGGCAGAGACAUGGUUUCACUCUGGAUUUCUUGGAGGGAAAUACCACAACCAUCACUACAAAUAUUGAAAGAUUAUCGAGAACCAGAGAAAGCCACUUGAUGCUGGUGAGAUAGGUGUCCCACAAAUGUGGCCAUGAGUUUGCCUUGUGUUUCCUGGGACACAGACCAAGAGCCUGGCCUAGAGAGUUGGGACUACCAGUCUGGCUGGAGACCAGGAAGCAGUGGCUGGCUAGCUCUGGGCUAUACCCAAAGAAUGCCAAAGAAUGAACCUCAGUGCCUCCCCUUUCACACUCUGAUUUAAAGAGCAAAAGCUUCUGUGGUGAUGAACACUGUUAUGGAAUUAGACUGGCUUGACCCAGGCUAGAUGGAUGAAUAGUCAUUCAGAAGAAGCUAUGGCAAGGGGUGAUAAUUGAAGAGUGGCAACUAUAGGAAAUUAUCAGCAGGUUAGAGAAAUUGGUAAUGGAUGAAUUGUAAAUCUUGAACUGACUGUAAUAACAUUUAUUAAGCCUCUACUAAAUGCUAGGUGCUUCAUAUACAUUAUUUCAUUUAGUCCUUAAAACAAUCAUUCAGGUAGAUGCUAUUCUCCUCAUUUUACAGAUAAAGGAUUUAUGGCCUAGGGGGCUAAGGAAACUGACUCAAGGUCACACAGAAAGUAAAUAACAGAACUGUGAUUCAAAUCCAGACCUCUCUGACUUUGCACCCCAUGCUGUUUUCCCUCUGCCACACAGAGGCCACAUUACUGGAGCUAGCAUGACUGUGACUCUUGCCUGUGUAACAAAAUAUUAAAAGGCAAGCAUUUGAGGAGAAGGAUGAGGAUGCAGGUCCAGUUUACAGGAGAACAAAAACUGGGCUGGGAGAGAUUUCUGAGUUGAGUUUUCUCCUCACCUUCAGUGUACCCAUUUGGUAAUGUUUUUAAAAAGAUCAUUUAAUUUUACGUUGUGAAAUGAAGGAUUGAUUUUUUACUUGGUGGUUGUUAAGUCCUUGGCUUAGCUGUUUCUCAAAGAUAAAAAGGUCCUUGUAUGUGUCUGUGUACUUCACCAAGGUUGUAGCAUGUGCAGUUUCAGCCCAAGAAACUGGCGAUAUUCACACAUGCAGUUUGAGAAGCAGAAAAGGUCUACUUGCCUCUGUAGUGCUUGAUACCUUGAGGUAAAAUCCCUAUGAAGUUGUUCUGUGGUGAUUGCAAAAGUUAAGAGAUGAUUUAGAAUAAGAAAUAUUAUUGAAGUUUUUGUUUAAAAAAAGGUAGGAGGAGUUGUCCAGCCACUAAGGGGUGAAACUCAGCAUCCAACAUCAAUAAUAAAAAAGCAUUAUGUAGAGUAUUUCUAAAAUAAUUGGCUGUCGUGGGGAAGUAUCCUUCCCUUUUCAAGAAGUUCCUUGAUUCUGUAAUAACUAGAACUAAUAAAGUAGUAGAAAAAGAACUGUUUCUAUGACUAGAAAAAAAUUGCUUUUGAGAGAAUGUAAAUCAAUGAUACUAUUUUUAAUGUAGCUGCAGAUAAAUGGCCUUCACACAUUACAAGCUUAGAAAAAGCUUCAGAAACAUUUAAAAAUUGCAGAGAGAAUCAAGAUGCCUUGAAGAGAUGUUGUUGAUGAAGAAAAGCUUUCAUUUUCAUAAGGAAAAGAAGCACUUGAUACCAAGGACAUAAAUAGAUGCUGGAAAGACUGCCUACAUGAAAUACAUAUGUAAUAUCAAAAAAAAGUAUCAGAUUCUGGGGCCCGGUCAUGUGAUUUGCAAUAAAGUAUGCAGACCGUCUAGUAUUAA